Rhodofomes roseus is the source of this 1261-nucleotide messenger RNA. RefSeq names its product Clavaminate synthase-like protein. NCBI's taxonomy places the organism in Eukaryota, Fungi, Basidiomycota, Agaricomycetes, Polyporales, Fomitopsidaceae. The record is from RefSeq and is a predicted model, not a curated record. The coding region runs from base 1 to 1005 and encodes 334 amino acids. Gene Ontology annotation, molecular function: 2-oxoglutarate-dependent dioxygenase activity. The transcript has 3 exons.
AUGUUUUCAAAAACCUUUUCUCGCUCCUUCCGUCAAUCCACAACCGGUCGGCACGUUUUUCGGCGGAGGAUCGCGUCGCAGCACACAGAUGCGGCCGACGUUACCUUGAAGGAACACUGCGUGCAAGCCGCACCGGUGCCACCCUUGACGAUCGACAUUGACAGUCCUCAAGAGUUCCUACGUCAUGCCACGUCGUCUGAUUCAAUUCCCCUGCAUAUUCACCGGCCGUCUUCGACUGGUAAGUCGAGGGCGCACGAGUUGCUCCGCCGGCUUCGCGAGGCAGAAGACAGGAUCAUAGACGUCGAGCUAGGACGCUAUGACGACGCCACGGCUGGAUCAUUUGAACACAUCAGCCUGCCACUCGGCCAGUACCUCAAUUGGAUCGAGAGCGACCAAUCGAACGGCGGUAAAGUCGCAGGGCGACAGCUCUACCUCGCGCAAUGGCGGGCAAGCGACGACAUACCGGCUCUUGCACAGCUCAUACAGCCGCCUCCGCUUCUCGCUCCAUUACUCAAAGACGUCCCUGUGAAAGCUGACUUGUAUCAGACAAGCUUCUUCAUCGGGCCCGCAGGCGCCGUCACGCCUCUCCAUUAUGACCCAUACUUCAAUCUCUACCAUCUGUACGCCUCCGCAAAUCCUGAACGUCACGCGAAGCACAUUUUUCUCCUCCCUCCUCACGCCUCGGAGUUCGUGAAGCGCGCCGAUGGGCAACACGCCCUGCGAAACACGUCUUCCAUCGGCCUCUCGCUCGCGACAUCUCAGAACGGAGACGCGUUCGCUAUCAUGGCAGCACCCGAUACACCUGGCCGUUCCGUGGAAGCGAUGUCGACUUCCGGAUUCUGCUGUAUCCUGAGGGAAGGGGAGACGUUGUUCAUACCCAAAGGAUGGUGGCACCGCGUGGAGAACGUCGUCCUGGGGCACGAUCAGCAACCAUCGAACUCCGGAUGGACCGCCGGGAUUGGGUGGUGGUGGCUACCGCGCGCAAAUCCCUCUCGUAUCCCAUAGACGGUGUCAAUACCGUUCAUGCACAUCCGACAUCCUCGAGACCGUGACUCAUUUAUGGGGCGCUCUCAUACGAUUUGUACACUCCAUACGAGCAUACUACCGGGCCGCUUCUCCCCGAAGACGUGCUGCCAAAAGGUAUCUGUGAGCUUUGCUUCCACCUUGACCCUUGUCUCAGCAAACUCGGCGCCUUCCGCCUCGGUCAAGACCUUCUUCCAGAGAAUUGGCCAGGAUCGCUCUGAAUGACCAUAGCGUGUCC